AUGAAUUCCUGGCAAGCAAUUGCGAAAAGCAAGCAGGAAUCGCUCAGAGCUGCCAUUCCGUCGGAAUGGAUAAUUCCUGCCCAUCUUCUUCCCCCAGAGCAUCAAACAGACGUCACAUCUUUCCCGCGACAGUCUGGAUGGUUCACUAACAGAGAGCUCGAGAUCUUGUCCACCUCAGCGCCUAGGAUCUUGGCCCAUUUGGAAACCGGGUCAUGGACAUCGGAGGAAGUGACAAAAGUGUUCUGUAAGGCUGCCGCAGCGGCUCACCAAUUGACGAAUUGCCUCUCCGAGAUCCUCUUCGACGAAGCCAUCGCUCGAGCCAAGCAAUUAGAUGACCACUUACGCAAGACAGGAAAGCCGAAAGGUCCAUUCCAUGGCCUCCCAAUCUCCCUCAAGGACAACUUCAACAUCAUCGGCAAGGACUCCACGGUGGGCUUCACAUCGCUCGUCAAUGACCCCGCCACAUACAACAGUACCCUCACAGAUCUCCUCCUGCAGGGCGGAGCAGUGCUGUACGUGAAGACGAACGUGCCCACUGCGAUGAUGAUCGCCGAGACCGUCAACAAUGUCUUCGGCCGGACCGUGAAUCCCCUCAAUCGGAAACUGACAUCCGGUGGCUCGUCCGGGGGUGAAUCGGCGCUCAUCUCAUUCGGUGCGAGUCGCAUCGGCGUUGGGACUGACAUUGGUGGCUCUCUCCGCAUCCCAGCCGCUUGUACAGGUAUCUUCACACUGCGGCCUUCCUUUGGACGAUUCCCGAACUUCCAAACGCGAUCCGGACUGGCGGGUCAAGAAGCCGUGAACAGCGUUAAUGGUCCCAUGGCACCGACAUUGGAGGAAAUCACAUUCUAUUCCAAGACCGUCAUCGACCAAGAGCCUUGGGUUAACGACCCGAAGUGUCUCCCUAUCCCAUGGCGCCCAGCUGAGCCAAAGCACCGACUCAAACUAGCUGUAAUGUGGAACGAUGGCAUCGUCACUCCCACACCGCCCGUAGCUCGUGCCCUGAAGGAAACAGUCGACCGACUAAGAAAGGCCGGCCACGAGGUAAUCGACUGGACGCCAACAGGGCACAAGGAAGCACGAGAGCUUCUACAACGCAAGUUCGUCGCCGACGGCGGCAAGUCAGUGCGUGGGCUGCUGGCACCGACGGGGGAGCCGUUCCGGGAGGAAAUGCGAGAUUACGAGAAAGCCACGGAGCUUGGUGUCCAUAAAAUGUGGCAGAUUCAUCUUGAGCGGAAUAAUCUACAGAAAGAUUAUCUUCACCGAUGGAAUACUAGUGGGAUUGAUGGAAUUCUCUGUCCAACAACCCCAUACAGCUCCGUGGAGCACGGUAAGUUUGCGUAUGUGGGAUAUACUGGUGUAUUCAAUAUCCUCGACUACCCUGCUGUUUCCUUCCCUUGCGGUGUGAAGGCCAGCAAGGCUUUGGAUGCGUCGUAUCACAGCCACAAGGCAUUGAGUGAUGUAGAUGCCAGGAUACAGGGUGAUUAUAAUGCAUCUGCAGUUGACGGGAUGCCGGUCAGCCUGCAGUUAGUGUCACGGCGACUUGAAGAAGAAAAGGUCCUUAUGAUGACAGGAGUGGUACUACAGGCCGUAUCUACCGGCUGGAAGUCCAAGCUGUAA
Molecule: messenger RNA, 1617 nt
Organism: Aspergillus pseudotamarii
Lineage: Eukaryota; Fungi; Ascomycota; Eurotiomycetes; Eurotiales; Aspergillaceae
Product: amidase signature domain-containing protein
Exons: 5
Coding region: 1-1617 (538 amino acids)
Source: RefSeq, a predicted model, not a curated record